AUGCAGAUGAACACGAGCGAAAAGGACCUGGACAACGUCAGCGUCCAGCACGAAACGGACGGCGUGUACGGCCACCCGCUCAUGUGUGCGAACCUGCCGUUCGACGUGUUCCCGCAGCACUCGGUGCCUGCGCGCGUGGCGCACCAGCUCAUCAAGGACGAGCUGGCACUGGACGGCAACCCCAAGAUGAAUUUGGCGUCGUUCGUCACGACGUACAUGGAGCCCGAGGCCGAGGACUUGAUGGUCCAAGGGCUGCGCAAGAACUACAUUGACCUGGACCAGUAUCCGCAGACAGCCGAGAUCCACAAUCGCUGCGUGACGAUGCUUGCUAAUCUAUACCACGCGCCCCUCGAACUGAACCAGAAAGCCACGGGCACAGGCUGCAUCGGCUCGUCGGAGGCCAUUAUGCUGGCAGGUCUGGCCAUGAAGCGUCGGUGGAAGGAACGCCGCGUGGCGGCCGGCUUGCCGUACGACAAGCCCAACAUGGUCUUUGGCUCGAACGUGCAGGUGUGCUGGCACAAGAUGUGCAAGUACUUUGAGAUUGAGAACCGUGAAGGCGACGUAUCGCCUGAUUGUCUCGUGCUCACGGCCGAGCGCGCGCAACCGCUCAUUGAUGAGAACACGAUUGGCGUAUGUGCUAUCCUCGGCAGCACAUUUAACGGCGAGUACGAAGACGUUAAGGCGAUUCACGACAUGGUCGUGGCCGUGAACGAGGCCAAUGGAUGGGACGUGCCUGUGCACGUGGACGCGGCCAGCGGUGGUUUUAUCGCGCCGUUUAUCAACCCAGAGCUCGAGUGGGACUUUCGUCUGCCAAACGUCAAGAGCAUCAAUGUCAGUGGCCACAAGUUUGGACUCGUCUACGCUGGCAUGGGCUGGGCUCUCUGGCGUGAGCCGGAAGACCUGCCGGACGACCUUGUGUUCCAUGUUAACUACCUGGGCGGUGACCAGGCGUCGUUCACGCUCAACUUCUCGAAGGGUGCAGGCAACGUGAUCGCGCAGUAUUACAACAUGCUGCGGUUUGGUUUUGAUGGAUAUCGUCAUAUCAUGGAAGCUAGUAUGAAGAACGCACAGCUGCUGCGCGAAGCGCUGGUGGCUACCGGUCACUUUCGUGUGGUGGACAAGCAGCACAUGCCGCUCGUGGCGUUUGCGCUGAUUGACUCGUCGCGCUACAGUUGCUUUGACAUCCAGGAUAAGCUCAAGAGCCGCGGAUGGAUUGUUCCAGCCUAUACAUGCUCCAGCGGUGCCGAAUCGCUGACGAUCAUGCGUGUGGUUGUGAAGCAGAACUUUUCGUCGCAUAUGGCGAACAUGCUGGUUCAAGACAUUAUCAAGGCCAUCGAGGCUCUCGAGAAGCACCACGUGUUGGUGGACGCGGCCAUGUCGUCACCCAAGGCAGAGAAGAAACACUUUAAGGACAUUGUGCACACUUUCCAGAACAAUCUCAAGCACCAGAAGUCGGGGCUCACGACGCAUGGCGUUUGCUAG
Peronospora matthiolae is the source of this 1482-nucleotide messenger RNA. NCBI's taxonomy places the organism in Eukaryota, Oomycota, Peronosporomycetes, Peronosporales, Peronosporaceae. The record is from the annotation of a GenBank genome assembly.